AUGACCUCACAGCCUGUUAUAGUGACCACUGGAAACGUGAACUCCCUGACUGAAAUUGUCACUAAACGUCACAAGAACUCUGCUGAAGAAGUCCAAACUGCUUUGAAACAUUAUGCAGAUAUUGGAAAGCAGUUUGUUCUCGAGAAAGGUGUCUUUGCACCUUCUCAAGACGAGCAGGUUAACUAUGCUGCUUCAGAUAUGAAAAUUACUUUGAAGGUAUUCUUAUCAGAAUUCUCUCCAAAAGAAAUUCAAUCAGCAGUUAGCAGCUUUUUAGCUUUUCAUUCCGUUACUUCCGUUUCUCAACUGAUUGUCUCGUUCCCAUAUCUUAUCGCUGAGGAUUUAUCCGACGAGGAAUGGUUAGGAGAGGUGCUGAAUGUUUGGGCAAUAAUGGAAUCAUUGGUAGAUGAAGGAGUAGUUCAUACCUUAGGAGUCGCUGAUCUGGAUGUUGAUCGUAUGAAACUUCUGACAGACAAUGUGAAGAAAUAUCGUCCAAGCAUCAAUCAUUAUUCUAUCGAUGGGUGUUGUGCUGUAGCUUCGGAAUUAUCAGACUUUGCUAAGCAGCAUGACAUUCAAUUACUCACUCACAACGAUUGCCGUUCUUUGGCUUUCCCCGAAACACUGAAAUCACUUGUAUCAACGAUUGUCGGUCAGAAUCUCGACGCUCACCACGAUGGCUGGGCUUCCAGAUAUACAAUCUGGGUUCGCAGUCGAAGUGUUUUGGCCGAAAAAGGAUUUUUUGUUCAAUUUAAACUAUAA
Molecule: messenger RNA, 756 nt
Organism: Auanema sp. JU1783
Lineage: Eukaryota; Metazoa; Nematoda; Chromadorea; Rhabditida; Rhabditidae
Source: the annotation of a GenBank genome assembly